GAGGACACUGGGCUCACAGAGAAAUCUCCAGAAAGCAAAAAUAUAAUAAUUCCUUCAUCUCCUAGUUUGAUUGAUCAAUGAAUUCUCUGCAACUACACUGCUUCCUCCCUCCCAAACAACACCACCGUCUUCAUCUCCGCUGCUUCACUCCCCGCACGUGCCACUUUCUCAGGAAAAUCAGCUUCACAACCAAGGCCAACGCUAACUCCUUCGCUUGCUUCGCGCAAUCCGAGACGAAGCAAUCAUCAGGCAUCGGAACCGAAGAGACUUCUUUAUCAGAACCUGAACGGCCUCCGUUCGACAUCAAUCUCGCCGUAAUCCUCGCCGGUUUCGCUUUCGAAUCCUACGCUACCCCUCCGGAUAACAUCGGGAAACGUGAGGUUAAUGCAGCUGGUUGUAACACUCUCUACCUCUCAGAGUCAUUUGUAAGAGAAGUAUAUGAUGGACAGUUAUUUAUUAAACUCAAAAGAGGAUUUGAUUUUCCUGCCUUGGAUCCAUGGGGAACGAGUGAUCCCUAUGUGGUGAUGGACUUGGAUGGUCAGGUUGCUAAAAGCAAAACCAAAUGGGGGACAAAAGAGCCCAAAUGGAACGAAGACUUUGUUUUAAAUAUCAAGCUGCCUCCUGCAAAAAAGAUACAGAUUGCUGCUUGGGAUGCAAAUCUUGUCACCCCACAUAAACGGAUGGGGAACUCCGAAGUCGACCUCGAUUCCAUUUGUGAUGGAAACUUGCACGAGGUGCUAGUAGAACUAGACGGUAUUGGAGGUGGUGGGAAAGUUCAACUAGAGAUUAGAUACAAGGGCUUUGGGGAGAUUGAAGAUGAAAAGAAGUGGUGGAAGUUACCGUUUAUUUCAGAAUUCCUUAAAAGAAACGAAAUUGAGUCAGUUUUGAGCAAUCUUGUUGACUCUGAUGCCAUUCCAGCACGUCAAUUUGUAGAGUACGCCUUUGGGCAGUUAAAGUCACUCAAUGAUACUCCUCCUAAGAACACUGAACUUCGAAACAAUAAUAUGGAUUGUUCCAAAGGUGACGAAAACUCUAGCUCAGAGGAUUCAUUAGAUGCCAACAACCGUAGUGAAGAUAAAGAAGGUGAUGAUGAUGGCAGCAGCAGUGAAAGUGGUAGCAUUCAGUCAGAAAGUAAUUUUUGGGAUAGCUUCCCUGACAUAGUUAGUCAAAAUAUCGUCCAGAAACUUGGCCUUCCAUUACCUAAAAAAUUGAAGUUAGAUGGAAUGGAAAUACUGGAAAAAUUUGGUCUACAAUCACGAAAAACUGCAGAAGCUGGUUACAUUGAAUCAGGGCUUGCCACUGCUGAUACUCGAGAAGUUGAUGAUGAAAAGGAAGGUGGUCAGCUUACUACUAACGCACCCAAGUCUUCCAUUAGAGACAUGAAGAGUGCAACACAAGAAUUGCUUAACCAGGCUGAUAAUGUCUUUGGUGCUUUAAUGGUUUUGAAAGCAGUAGUGCCUCAAUUAAGCAAGAACGGUCUUGGUACAGAGAAGGUCUCAGGAGAAAAUGGUGGUUCCGGUGUAAGAGACGAUUUCUCAAGGUUCUCUAAGAGUGAGAAACUCUCUGGUCUAGUGAAUGUUGACAGAGAGGAUGAAAAGAACGCCGAGGAAAUGAAAACACUCUUUUCUAGCGCAGAAAGUGCUAUGGAGGCAUGGGCAAUGCUUGCCACUGCCAUGGGACAUCCAAGCUUUAUCAAAUCUGAAUUUGAAAAGCUAUGUUUCCUAGACAACGACAUCACUGACACUCAAGUGGCAAUUUGGCGUGACGCAAGGAGGAAAAGAGUAGUUAUAGCUUUCCGAGGAACUGAACAGACAAAGUGGAAAGAUUUGCAGACUGACUUGAUGCUAGUUCCUGUUGGUCUAAAUCCUGAACGGAUUGGUGGGGAUUUCAAAGAAGAAGUACAGGUCCAUAGUGGAUUUCUGAGUGCAUACGAUUCAGUACGGAUAAGGAUAAUAUCGCUGCUCAAAAUGGCAAUUGGCUACAUAGAUGAUGAUCCUGAGCGUGAAGAUAAAUGGCAUGUUUAUGUGACUGGCCAUAGCUUGGGUGGGGCAUUAGCUACACUCUUGGCUAUUGAACUUGCGUCAAGCCAAUUAGCUAAACGUGGAGCAAUCACUGUUACUAUGUACAAUUUUGGAUCUCCAAGAGUAGGCAACAAAAAAUUUGCUGAUGUUUAUAACCAGAAGGUAAAAGACAGCUGGAGAGUUGUAAACCACAGAGACAUAAUUCCCACAGUUCCGCGCCUAAUGGGUUAUUGUCAUGUUGCUCAUCCUGUUUAUCUCGCUGCGGGAGAAGUGGAGAACAUGGAUUUUCAUAAAGAUGGUUAUCAUGGUGAGGUGAUAGGGGAAGCAACACCUGAUAUUCUUGUUAGCAGAUUUAUGAAAGGUGAGAAGGAACUUGUUGAACAGAUACUUCAAACUGAAAUCAAAUUAUUCAACGCAAUUCGUGAUGGGAGUGCCCUUAUGCAGCAUAUGGAGGAUUUCUAUUACAUUACACUAUUAGAGAGUGUAAAAUUAUAUUACAAAAAUGUUGAAGAUCUGGAAGGCGUUGAAAAGACUACUAUCUGA
Molecule: messenger RNA, 2564 nt
Organism: Eruca vesicaria subsp. sativa (arugula)
Lineage: Eukaryota; Viridiplantae; Streptophyta; Magnoliopsida; Brassicales; Brassicaceae
Source: the annotation of a GenBank genome assembly